Messenger RNA from Postia placenta MAD-698-R-SB12, 501 nucleotides. RefSeq lists its product as hypothetical. Lineage: Eukaryota; Fungi; Basidiomycota; Agaricomycetes; Polyporales; Adustoporiaceae. Gene Ontology annotation, cellular component: Smc5-Smc6 complex; nucleus. The transcript is spliced from 4 exons. The record is from RefSeq and is a predicted model, not a curated record. Gene Ontology annotation, molecular function: ubiquitin-protein transferase activity. Bases 1 to 501 code for a protein of 166 amino acids. Gene Ontology annotation, biological process: double-strand break repair via homologous recombination; DNA damage tolerance.
AUGGUUUCUUCUAACGAUGUUCACCGUCUGUUCCUGCAGGCAAUGCUGUCGCGACGGAUCAUGUCGCGUGCUCUAGCCAUGAAGAUAUGGGAGAAAUGCAUUGAUGCUGUGAAAGCCGCAAAUGAUACUCUCGAUAUCCCCUUUUCUGAUAACAGGAAUGCAUGGGACGCGUUCGUCACUCAGCUGAACCAAUCUCUCAAUCCACUUCAUCUUGAGCUGGAACAAAGGCACGAUGAGAUCUCGGGGAAAGAGAUGGUCGUCCUUGUCAACCGCAAAGGGGACGAAAUAGCCCAAAUGGCCACAGAGUACUCUCCUUUGGAGAUUGCCUUCUUUAAAGCUGUGGUCGAACAAAUCAUGCUUGCGCCGAACGAAUCAUACUCUAUCUCCUCUAUGGCUGCUUUACGAGAGGUCAGCUCAUUGAAGGGCAACAUGACUAAGACCCAGGCAGAAGUACUCUUGAGCAGUUUCGUGGCCAGGGGUUGGCUUGUCAAAAGCAGGUAA